Messenger RNA from Acaulospora morrowiae, 243 nucleotides. The record is from the annotation of a GenBank genome assembly. NCBI's taxonomy places the organism in Eukaryota, Fungi, Glomeromycota, Glomeromycetes, Diversisporales, Acaulosporaceae.
AUGUCUCAAAAUUCCACUAAAGAUAUUCCUGAAACGCAAGCUCAACCAGUUAAAUCAGAUUCUCACGAACAACGAUCUGAAAAAUCAUAUAAGGCUGCUGCCCACAAUCCAACUUUUUCUCACGAGGCUCGUGUUCACGCAGCUGAGAAAUUGUCCGAACUUCAUGAAAAAAGAACUGGUGAAAAGAUUGAUCCAAAUUAUGAGGCGAGUAUUGGAGACAAAAAAGCCGAACAGAGAGACUAA